GAUCACACUGCCUUCUUUCCCUCCAUUCCCAGUAGGAAAUGUGAUGUUAUGUGAUGGCAUCACGCGGGAGUCAGAAAAUCCUGGUAGUCAUGCGCUAAUCCGGUAUUUAAAGUCGACGGUUCACUGGUUUGGGGAAAUUAGAAGGCAGGGGCUGGGGCGCAUGGGAGGUGACGUUUUACACACCACCAAGUUGACAGAAAGUAAUUCCUGAUGUGUUGAAGUGAUACACUUUCAUUUAGGAUAAAGGGUUAGUUGAAGUGCAUAUUUACAGGUAGAUAUUCAGUCAGGAAAACUGACAGAUCAUCGUGCGUAAAAUGUCUCGGUGCUGGUUUUUGGUGCUUGUGGGCGCGGCGUUCGUGAGCGCUCAGUUCCCCAGAGAGUGUGUGACACCCGAAGGACUCAGGAGUGGACGGUGCUGUCCGUCGCCCUCUGGACUCAACAACGACCCGUGUGGCGCCAGCGCUGGGCGCGGACAGUGCGUGCCAAUCGCGGCGGACGCGCGCCCGCACGGCCCGCAGUACCCGCACGACGGACGGGACGAUCGGGAACGAUGGCCCAUCCGGUUCUUCAACAGUACCUGUCGGUGUAACGGAAACUUCAGCGGUUAUAACUGCGGCCGCUGCAAACACGGAUGGACGGGGCCCACCUGUAACCUGAGAGUUCCUGUUGUAAGGAGAAACGUGAUGCAGCUCAGCGCUGAGGAGAAGCGUGCUUUCGUGAACGCGCUGGACCAGGCCAAGCGCACGGUGCACCCCAACCUGGUGAUCGCUACGCGGCGCUAUCAGGAGAUCUUUGGGCCCGACGGGAACACCGUGCAGUUCGAGAACGUCACCAUCUACAAUUAUUUCGUGUGGUCCCACUACUACUCGGUCAGCAAGACGUUCCUGGGCGCGGGACAGGCCAGCUUCGGGGGAGUGGACUUCUCACACGAGGGCCCCGGUUUUGUCACUUGGCACAGAUACCACCUGUUGCAGCUGGAGCGAGACAUGCAGGAUAUGCUGCAAAACCCCUCCUUCGCCCUGCCCUACUGGAACUUUGCCAUCGGCGGCAGCACAUGUGAUAUCUGCACAGAUGACCUGAUGGGAGCCAGGAGCAGCUUUGACAUGAAUUCCCUGAGCCCCAACUCUAUUUUCUCUCAGUGGAGGGUCAUCUGUGAGAGCGUGGCAGACUAUGACACGCUGGGAACAAUCUGCAACAGCACUGAGACCUCUCCCAUCAGGAGGAACCCAGCAGGAAAUGUCAACAGGCCGAUGGUCCAGCGUCUCCCAGAGCCCCAGGAUGUGGCGGACUGUCUGCAGGUUAACACUUUUGACACGCCGCCCUACUACUCUACCUCCUCUGAAAGCUUCCGAAACACAAUAGAAGGAUACAGUGCCCCCAAGGGGAACUAUGACCCUGUGGUGAGGAGCCUCCACAACCUGGCCCAUCUGUUCCUGAAUGGGACAGGAGGACAGACUCACCUCUCACCCAAUGACCCCAUCUUCAUCCUGCUCCACACCUACACCGACGCUAUAUUUGACGAGUGGUUGAGGAGACACGGUCCAGAUUCGGCUGUGUAUCCUGAAGAAAAUGCCCCCAUCGGUCACAACAGGGGCUAUAACAUGGUGCCUUUCUGGCCUCCAGUGAGCAACGCUGAGAUGUUCAUGACUGCCCCUGAAAAUCUUGGUUACUCUUAUGAAGCUGAAUGGCCAGGUCAAGCUUUCACUUUGAGCGAAAUCAUCACCAUGGCCAUAGUCUCUGCCCUCGUGCUCGUCGCAGCCAUCUUCGCCGUCACAACAUGUGCCGUGCGUGCCAGGUCUCGCAAGAUGGAGGGCCACCAGCCUCUGCUUGGGGAUCAGUACCAGCGCUACGAUGACGAAAAAAGCCAGUCUGUAGUCUAGGAUCGGCGUUCAAAGGCGAGCCACACCUACGUGCCUUCCUCUCUAUGCUUUUACAGUGACACAACUGCACAGUUUGUCAAAGCCUGAAUCUGCUCUCACUGGAGAGCAUGUGUAGAUCCCUGAAUGCUACAAGUAAUUUUUUUUUUUUUUUUGCUGCAUUCAAAGCCGGUGUAGUUUAAUUGUCUUUACAAAUAGCACAGAUGUCAACAAUUACUCAUUUCCAUGAGCACGCAUUGGAGAUGCAAUUUUGUAAUCUUUGAUGUUUAUCAGAUUUUCAGGAAAAAAUGUGUUCAAAUAAAGUGAACAUGGACAACUGAAGUGUUAGUGUGAUAGCGAUGCCACCAGGUGGCGCUGCAUCUAGUCAGUGGUCAGUAUCAGCAGUGAUGCCACCUGUAGUUUUAAUAUUUCACUUAUAAGGUGAUUCAGAAUGUUCAGUGACUUUUUGAACACAUUUAGAUAAAUAGAUUAAUACAAGUAAUACAGGCAAGAUAAUUAAAAAGCGUACACUUACAGGUCUACAACUUCUACCAUGUGUAUAGGCUGUAACGUUUGCUGUGUUUCACAGUUUAGUGUUUGGUAAUGGAUUCCACUGCCCGUGUAACAGAGCCAUAAUGACCACAAGGGGGUGCACCAGUUCAAUUUCUGAAACUCUGUUGAUAAGAGAUCUACUUUAGGGUGGCCUUGUUUUUGUGUGUGUGUGUGUGUGUGUGUUUGUGUCUUUUUUUUUGUAAUGAUGUAUUAAGAAAAACUGAUUGAAUGAUUGACCUGAUGUGUUAUAAAUGAACAAAGACAUAAAAAAAAAAGAAAACACAGGGGGAGGUCAUUCAGAAGUGGCAACAUGUUAUAAUCCUGAGACCUUACUGAACUGUGUACUGACCGUUUUACCUAUGCAGCUGUCUGCCCUUCCUGUCAUUUAAAAAGCUAAUGUCACGUGAAAUGGUCAUGACUGCUUCUUCUGUUUUUACAUAUCUAAAAUGUUGUUGAAUCUGGGCCCAUGCCAAAUUAUUUAAAUGAUUAAAUUUUA
Micropterus salmoides (largemouth bass) is the source of this 2904-nucleotide messenger RNA. Its product is annotated as 5,6-dihydroxyindole-2-carboxylic acid oxidase-like. The coding region runs from base 315 to 1880 and encodes 521 amino acids. The record is from RefSeq and is a predicted model, not a curated record. Gene Ontology annotation, molecular function: oxidoreductase activity. Gene Ontology annotation, cellular component: melanosome. Gene Ontology annotation, biological process: melanocyte differentiation; melanosome organization. Lineage: Eukaryota; Metazoa; Chordata; Actinopteri; Centrarchiformes; Centrarchidae. The transcript has 7 exons.